UCCCUUCUCUCAUUACGUCCCUCUCCCAUUUGCAUGGUUUCUAGAAAUUUGAGCUAAUCCUUGUGAUGUUCUAAUUCACCCAUUCGGUGUUAUUGGAUCCAACUCUAUCCUUGGCUGUGUCGUUGUAAGAUGCGUAGUGGCAACAGGUCGCCAAGGAAGGGAAACAUAGAAGAAGUUGGCUUACUUUCAACUUCUAGAGGUAAAGCCACUCUGAAUAAGAAUAUUCCAAGUCCCCAACAGUCUCGAAAUAUUCACGUACCGUCGUCUUCCAGUUUUAGAACCUUGUCAAAACUGUCUUCUCCAGCAGCUUCAGAUGCUUUGAGGUUGGCAAGCGCUUUAGAAAGAUUACAAGAGAUAAAGAAUAAGAUUAACGGUUACAGACCAAUAUUUUUUCUUGAUUUUGACGGAACUCUCGCAAACAUUGUGUCCAAUCCAGACAUGGCUACAUUAACAACCGAAAUGCACGAAACUUUGAGACGUUUGGCAGAAAAGUAUGCAGUAGCAAUAAUAUCUGGCCGUUCUCGCAAGAAAUUGAAGGAGUUAGUUGACCUACAAGGUGUUAGUGGCUUGUUAUAUGCUGGUAGUCAUGGUUUUGACAUUGGCGUUCCUUCAGACGAAGUUGGUGGAGAUAUAUCGUACCAUCCUAAGUUGGCUGAAUCUUUUUUGCCGACUCUAAGAGAAGUUCGAAUGAGAAUUAUGUCGGAAGUUUUACCCAAGUUUAAGGGAGUGACAUUGGAGGAUAACGCCUUUUCACUUUCUAUUCACUACAGGAAUAUAGUCUCAAGAGAUUCGGAGUCAGGAGAUGUUCAAAUGGAAGUGGACCGUUUGGAAAGUGAAAUUGAUAGAAUCGUGGAACCGUUUCGAGACCAACUUGAGAAAACUUUUGGACGGAAAGUAUUCGAAAUUCGUCUCCUGCUCAACUGGAAUAAAGGACAAGCGGUGCGUUGGUUACUGCAUAUCUUCAGUAAGGGAAUUUCGGAAUCAUGGAAUGAUAAAGUGCCGCUAAAUGAGAAGAUUAAGGAGACCCAAUUUUUGGCAGAGUAUCAGGAUCUUUCUCUUUCUUCUUCACCUCUCGAAAACAUGGAAGAGAUUUUCCUACAAAACAAUCUCGAAACGCACAAGUCACAAGCCAGUUGGUAUUCGGAAAGUAGUGACUCUCCCUUUUUUCCUUUGUAUUUUGGUGACGAUAUAACAGAUGAAGAUGCUUUUCAAGUUCUUCAAGUAGAAAAUGGAAUUGGUAUUGUGGUUACAGAAAUAUCUAGACCUACAGGUGCAAAGUACCGUUUAAGAAAUCCCGAUGAAGUACAACAAUUUCUUGAUAAAUUUCUUACUGAAUAAAUUUCAACGAAAAUGAUCCAUCUCACCCUAACUUUCU
Messenger RNA from Galdieria sulphuraria, 1375 nucleotides. Its product is annotated as trehalose-phosphatase. Gene Ontology annotation, biological process: trehalose biosynthetic process. Lineage: Eukaryota; Rhodophyta; Bangiophyceae; Galdieriales; Galdieriaceae. Gene Ontology annotation, molecular function: trehalose-phosphatase activity. The record is from RefSeq and is a predicted model, not a curated record. The transcript has a single exon. The coding region runs from base 130 to 1338 and encodes 402 amino acids.